Messenger RNA from Fonsecaea erecta, 1662 nucleotides. RefSeq lists its product as hypothetical. The transcript is spliced from 4 exons. Bases 1 to 1662 code for a protein of 553 amino acids. The record is from RefSeq and is a predicted model, not a curated record. NCBI's taxonomy places the organism in Eukaryota, Fungi, Ascomycota, Eurotiomycetes, Chaetothyriales, Herpotrichiellaceae.
AUGGCGGGAGUGGAAGCCGCCGGUCUCGUCCUCGGCGCCAUUCCUCUCAUCAUCUCUGCCCUCGAACACUACCAUGAUGUCGCUGCUCCUACAAUUGCGUUCGUGCACUGGAGACGGUAUCUGCGAAAGUUGGUCCUGAAGCUCUAUAUCAUACGUGUGUCAUACGACCAAGCCGUUCGCCUCCUCCUCGCUCCCAUUGCCGACCUCGCAGAUCAGAUCACGAUGAUGGAGGAUCCGCGAAGCCAAUUGUGGAGGGAGGGACCCCUUGCUGAAAGUCUACGAGAUAAAUUGGGGCCGGUGUACGACCCAUUUAUCCUCACCAUUGAUGAAGUAGCAGAGAUUCUGGUUGAGAUAGCCUCUUCACUCAAUAUCCCUGGGUCGCAGCAGGUUGUCACAACUCGAACCCUCUUGCCAGUCGUCUCUUCCAAUUCGCCGACCGCGAACACCUCUGACCUUCGUAAGAACUUUCAAUUUGGGCCGAGGGUCAAGUUUACGAUGAAGAAGAACCGUGUCAAAACCUCACUGGAGCACCUGGAGGCAUGUACCCGGAGGAUCGAUGCCUGGGCCGCAAGAGCCGACAAGCUACGGGAGGAAACUUCCCAGAGUCGUUUGAAGCUGAAAUUUUCUGCAUCGCUGGACAUCAUCCAAGAGAACGCGAGCAAGAUUUAUCGGGCAAUUUCACGAAACUGGUGCACUGACAAGCCUAUCCAUGAAGCUCGCCUCCUACUCGAGCAACGGCUGGUCAGAUCCAGAAAGCGGAAGAGACCCUCGCCAUCAACGAGUGUGAACAUUGUAGCACAAGCAACUUGCUUCGGCUUAAGCCUCUACGGGGACUGCUGCGCGUCCUCGGGGUGGUUGGAUUCGGAAAUCAGGAUUGACGAGCUUCCAUCGAGCACGGCUACCGUUCGUGUAACGAUAUCGAUUCCAGGAAAUGACAACGACGACACUGCAAGCCUGCAAGACAUCACAAACUUUUGCGAGAUCAUCCGGGACCCCGUUUAUCCAUUCGUGGGAUUUUCCCUUGACAAUAUGGGGUGUUUGAAAUCGUACUCAUCGAAGAUGACCGUCGAGCAUGUUCAACAAUCCCUGUCUCUUGAGGAUAUUCUGCCGCAAUUUGGGCGCAAACUCCCACCAGAACAAGUGUACGGACUCGCCGUCACCCUUGUUGCCUCGAUUCUGCAGCUCAGUCAGACUCCCUGGCUAGAGUCGAAAUGGAGUAAGAAGUGCAUCUUGUUUUCAAGAGCCAACAACAACCUGCCGGGGUCCGUUGACCUAAAGUACCCUUGCCUAGCCAGCUCUUUCCAUUGCGCUGGCCAUCAGAGACGCGAUGACACACCCGAAACUAGAGACACUUCGAAUUUGCUCACCUUGGCAAUAAUGCUGCUUGAGAUCAACUCGGGGCAGCCCGUUGAGCAAAGACGUCAAGAGGACUCGUCCAGCGACCAGUCGGACCUUCAGCUCGCGGGCGAAUGGCUAAAGGAGGAAAAAUCUCACGGGAGGAUAUCCUGCGCGUUCGCUCAAGCUAUCCUGACGUGCCUGCAAGAUUACCUCAAUCCCGACGCCACCUUCGCGGACGAAGCAUACUGUGCUGCUUUCAAAGAGAAGGCUCUGGUACCGCUUGAGGAGGAAAUGGAGUUCCUACUUUACGGACCUCCCAGAUAA